Molecule: messenger RNA, 2149 nt
Organism: Manihot esculenta (cassava)
Lineage: Eukaryota; Viridiplantae; Streptophyta; Magnoliopsida; Malpighiales; Euphorbiaceae
Product: leucine-rich repeat receptor-like serine/threonine-protein kinase At2g14510
Exons: 9
Coding region: 216-1766 (516 amino acids)
Molecular function (GO): protein binding
Source: RefSeq, a predicted model, not a curated record
AACGCACAUCCAACUCGGCCUAACAAAGUAACAAACACUUGAACUGCAGCCUCUUCACCUUACCAUUCCUCUCCUUUCUUUUCCUCUCCCUCUUCCCCUUUUAUUCCUUUCUUGCAAGACUCUCCAAACACCCAUUCAAGCACCCUCCAAACAAAACACUACUGACAUUCUCAAUAAUUAAUAUUCUCUGUGCCAUUUCAUUCCAAUUCUCCGCUAUGCCUUUUCUUUCCUUCCUCUUCUUUAUAAUCCUUUCUCUUCUGUCUCUUUCUUUUUCUCAAUUCCCUCCUCCCAGAGGUACUCUAAUUAAUUGCGGCACCACAGCCCCUUCAGUAAUCGCCGGCCGCCAAUGGCUUCCGGACGCCGGUUUUAUCUCUGUAGGGACUCCCAAGAACCUCACUAUUCCUGUACUUUCUCCUAUCCUCUCUACCGUCCGAUCAUUCUCUAUGAAGAACAAUGCUCACCGCAAGUUCUGCUACGUGGUUCCGGUUUACCGUGGCGCCAAGUACAUGAUCAGGACAACGUACUUCUAUGGAGGGAUCAACGGCAAUGCUGCGCCUCCAGUGUUCGAUCAGAUUGUGGAUGGAACUUUAUGGAGUGGGGUGAAUACAACGGAGGAUUAUUCCAACGGCAUGUCGUCAUAUUAUGAAGGGAUUUUUCUGGCUCAAGGGAAGACCAUGAGUUUGUGUAUUGGGGUAAAUUCGUACACUGACUCAGACCCGUUUAUUUCCGCAUUGGAGUUCGUGGUUUUGGGGGGUUCGUUGUAUAAUUCCACGGAUUUUAAGCGAUAUGGCCUUAGCUUGGUUGCCAGGCACAGUUUUGGAUAUAAUGGAUCCAUAAUUCGAUACCCUGAUGAUCGCUUUGAUCGGUUUUGGGAGCCAUACGGGGACAAAGAUCUCACCGUAUCGGAAAACAUAAAUGUAUCCGUUUCCGGUAUAUGGAAUCUUCCUCCGUCGAAAGUAUUUGAAACGAAGUUGACGAGUCAAUCUGGGCCCCUGGCGUUGAGGUGGCCUCUGGCUCCCCUUCAGAAUUCCUUGUACUACAUUGCUUUAUACUUUGCAGAUGAUCGUAAAUUAUCAGUUGGGUCUGCCAGAGGGUUCAAUGUCAGCAUAAAUGGGGUAACAUAUUACAAAAAUUUGAGCGUGGCACAAGCAGGCACUGCUGUCUUUGCAACGCAGUGGCCUCUUGGCGGCCUAACAUCUGUAACUUUGACUCCUUCAGCUGCUUCUAGCUUUGCUCCAUUGAUCAAUGCUGGAGAGAUUUUGGGGGUUAUGGUGAUUGGAGGAAGAACUCUUACAAGAGAUGUAAUCGCUUUGGAAAAACUGAAAAGCAGUCUCGAAAACCCUCCAUUUGACUGGAGUGGUGAUCCCUGUAUGCCUCGUCAGUAUUCAUGGACUGGAAUUACAUGCUCUGAGGGUCCCCGUAUUCGUGUGGUUACAUUGAAUCUGACGAGCAUGGGCAUUUCAGGAUCAGUGUCACCAAGUAUUGCCAGAUUGACUGCAUUGACGGACAUCUGGCUCGGAAAUAACAGUUUCUCAGGUUCAAUACCUGAUCUCAGUUCAUUAACUAUGCUGCAAACAUUGCACUUGGAAAACAAUCGAUUCACUGGAAAGAUCCCCUUCUCAAUUGGAAGUAUUAAGAAUCUACAUGAACUAUUUUUACAAAACAAUUAUCUGACUGGUGAAAUUCCAAACAACCUUACUGGAAAACCUGGGCUGGAUCUUAGGACCUCUCCUGGAAAUCAGUUAUCAUCACCAGCACCUUCUUGAGCAAACAAAAUCAAUGCAUCCAAAGCAAAGUUGACCAGGAUGCAUUUAUCAUCAAACUGGAUUUCAAUCAUAACGUGUUAAUAUAUUUUGUCUAUAAAUCUGAGAGUUUUGAAAAUUUUAAGCUGUAAGUUUUGCGGCAACAACUAUCUCUGGUUUGAGGUUCACCUUAUAGAAGCUCCUCGUUCAAGUUGGGGAUGCACAACUGUGUACUUGGAAGUGGUGUACAUAUCAAUUCAAUCUGAUUCUUUUUAUCUUUUAACACAGCAUAGCUGAAUGAUGCUAUCAACCUUUCUGUAAAUACAAGUCCAUAUAUCAUUUGCUGUGGUUUUAAUUUCGUGUAAUUUAGUUGCAGUUGCUAUAUAACGAUGACCCCAUACAUUCUA